CAUAUCUUCCACCCAAACUCAAAACCAGGGGAGUAGCAACAAUGGCGUCUGCUUCAACGUUUAGCCUCUCUUCUCUACGUGCUGCUCUCCCCUCCCCUCCUUCUAUUUGCUUUCCCAACGGCUUCUCUCCUUCAAACCUCAAAAUUGCUCGCCCUAAGUCUGGCCCAAGGCAGCUCAACUCCUUUGUAGGUCUCGCUCCGUUGCUGCCCAUCUUCUCUUCUCCAGAUUCAUUUAGCUUUGAGCAUUGCUUCCCCACGGUAGACAAUGGUAGCCGUUUCUUUGCCAUGAGACACGGGAGGAAGGUGCCCAAGCUCAAUCGGCCUCCCGACCAGCGCAAGGCUCUUCUACGAGGCUUGACUACCCAGCUUCUCAAGUAUGGUCACAUAAAGACCACCCGAGCCAGGGCUAGUACAGUGAGGAAGUAUGUCGAUAAGAUGGUCACACUGGCUAAGGAUGGGACCCUACACAAGAGACGACAAGCCCUUGGCUUCAUCUACGAAAAGCAAAUUGUCCAUGCCUUAUUUGCUGAGGUUGGGGAGAGGUACGGGGACAGAGAAGGAGGGUACACUAGGAUAAUGAGGACAUUACCGAGGCGUGGGGAUAAUGCUCCUAUGGCUUACAUCGAACUGGUCUAGGUUGUGAUCGAUAUCAGUAAGACCGAGAGCUAUUCUUUCAUCUAUCCUUGAUUCGAAUCAAAUGUGAUGCGUUUAAUUAACCGAAUCCUAAUGCAUGACUAAAAAUGAUCAUCCAUACGUGGAGGUGAUUUUUAGAUAGGAUAUAAUUAGGUCAUUUUUAGAUCGAUUUAAUUCAUAACACUGAAGCCAUUUUUA
Messenger RNA from Salvia splendens (bonfire salvia), 830 nucleotides. RefSeq names its product 50S ribosomal protein L17, chloroplastic. Gene Ontology annotation, cellular component: ribosome; cytosolic large ribosomal subunit. The record is from RefSeq and is a predicted model, not a curated record. NCBI's taxonomy places the organism in Eukaryota, Viridiplantae, Streptophyta, Magnoliopsida, Lamiales, Lamiaceae. Gene Ontology annotation, molecular function: structural constituent of ribosome. The transcript is spliced from 2 exons. Bases 42 to 635 code for a protein of 197 amino acids. Gene Ontology annotation, biological process: translation.